Selaginella moellendorffii is the source of this 1591-nucleotide messenger RNA. RefSeq names its product F-box/kelch-repeat protein At1g22040. Bases 130 to 1536 code for a protein of 468 amino acids. The transcript has a single exon. NCBI's taxonomy places the organism in Eukaryota, Viridiplantae, Streptophyta, Lycopodiopsida, Selaginellales, Selaginellaceae. The record is from RefSeq and is a predicted model, not a curated record. Gene Ontology annotation, molecular function: protein binding.
GUUCGAAUCCCCGGGGCAAAAACCCUAAGCGAGGGCAGCGAUCCGCGAGCGCCAUGUAAGGAUUCCUCCUCUAGGCAUUCCUGGAUCCAUCGCCGGGCACGGGGCGCAGGGCUUUCGCGCAGGAAAUCCAUGGGCGCCUCUUGGAGCUCUGCGGACCCGGGAGGGAAUUCCCGGCCUGGAGGCGCCGGUAAUGCAGCGGCCAUUCCCUCGAUCGGCAGCAGCGGCGACUCUUCGAAGCGCCAGAGGCGCAUCGCGGGGGAGCACCAGUGGCAGUUGAUUCCAGGGCUUCCGGACGAGGUCGCGAUGCACGCCCUGGCGCGGGUGCCGCGCUCGUGGCAUCCGGCGAUGAAGCUCGUGUGUAGCUCGUGGCGGCAGGUCAUGAGCUCGAGCGAGAUCUUCCGGCUGAGGCGCGAGCUGGGCGUGGUGGAGGAGUGGCUCUACGUGCUCAUGAAGGACAAGGAGGAGGAAUUGGUGUGGUUUGCGCUUGAUCCACUCACGGCCCAGUGGCGGAGAUUGCCGCCCAUGCCCGACGUGGAUCAUCACCAGCACCAUCGCCAGCAGCAGCAGGAAAGAGAUCUCGCCGGAUGGAGCUUGUGGGAGCUCGGCUCUUCCAUCUCGGGGAUGGUGAGGUCGCUGUUUGGGAAGAAGGACUCCUCCGAGAGGAUCCCAUUCUUCGGCUGCUCGGCGGCGGAGCUCCACGGCUGCCUGUUCGUCCUGGGGGGAUUCUCCAAGGCCUCGGCGACGUCCUCGGUGUGGAAGUAUGAUCCGCGGACAGACUCGUGGAGCAAGGCCGCCGCCAUGGGGACCGCGCGAGCUUACUGCAAGACGGGGCUGGUGGAUGGCAACUUGUACGCUGUGGGUGGCGUGAACCGGGGCCGGAAUGGCCUCACUCCACUCCAGUCGGCGGAGGUUUACGAUCCGGAGGCCGACGCCUGGAGCGCGAUCCCCAGCAUGCCGUUCGUGGGCGCCCAAGUUCUUCCCACGGCGUUCGUGACGGACAUACUCAAGCCCAUCGCCACCGGGAUGGCGGCGUUCCGGGGGAAGCUGUGGGUGCCGCAGUCGCUCUACUCGUGGCCCUUCUUCGUGGACGUUGGCGGCGAGGUGUUUGAUCCGGUGUCCGGGAGGUGGGAGGAGAUGCCGCGCGGGAUGGGCGAGGGGUGGCCGGCUCGCCAGGCCGGGAUGAAGCUGAGCGUGGUGGUGAACGGGAGCUUGUUCUCGCUGGAUCCGAUGAGCACCGCCGAGGGCAGCAAGAUCAAGGUGUAUGACUUCGAGCAGGAUUGCUGGAGGGUGGUGGUGCGGAAGGUGCCCAUGGUCUUGGAUCUCUCCACCGAGUCGGAGUCGCCAUACUUGCUCGGGUGCCUGAGGAGCGGCCUUCAUGUGGUGACCAAGGACGCCGGGAACAACGUGACCAUUCUGCGGGCGGAGAUCGACGGCGGGCGUGGCGCGGGGGAUUCCGAGGCGGAAUCGUGGACGGUGAUCGCGAGCAAGAGCUUUGGCCGCGUCGAGCUGGUUGCGUGUCAAGUCUUGGAGAUAUAAAAUGUGGUGUAUUUAAUGUAAAUUUACGUAUAAACGCGGAUGUAGAUUAAUUUAA